AUGACUGGCAGCCACAUUUGUUGUAAUUUUUUAAACAUGUGGAAAAAAAGCAAGAUAUCGACCAUGUAUUACCUUAACCAAGAUGCCAAAUUAUCUAACUUGUUUCUCCAGGCAAGCAGCCCAACAACAGGGACAGCUCCCAGAAGCCAGUCCAGGUUGUCUGUGUGUCCAUCCACUCAGGACAUCUGCAGGAUCUGUCACUGCGAAGGGGAUGAAGAGAGCCCCCUCAUCACACCCUGUCGCUGCACAGGGACCCUGCGCUUUGUCCACCAGUCCUGCCUCCACCAGUGGAUCAAAAGCUCUGACACACGCUGCUGUGAGCUCUGCAAGUAUGAUUUCAUAAUGGAGACCAAGCUCAAACCCCUCCGGAAGUGGGAGAAACUACAGAUGACCACGAGUGAAAGGAGGAAAAUAUUCUGCUCCGUCACGUUCCACGUCAUUGCAAUCACCUGUGUGGUCUGGUCUCUGUAUGUGCUGAUAGAUCGGACCGCGGAGGAAAUCAAGCAAGGUAAUGACAACGGUGUCCUUGAAUGGCCAUUUUGGACAAAACUGGUUGUGGUGGCCAUUGGCUUCACAGGAGGUCUCGUCUUCAUGUAUGUACAGUGUAAAGUCUAUGUUCAGCUGUGGCGCAGGCUGAAGGCCUACAACCGCGUGAUCUUUGUGCAAAAUUGUCCAGACACUGCCAAAAAACUGGAGAAAAAUUUCUCGUGUAAUAUAAACACAGACAUCAAGGAUGCCGUGGUAGUGCCUGUAUCACAAACAGGUACAAAUUCACUGCCAUCUGCAGAGGGCAGUCCCCCUGAAGUUAUACCAGUUUGAUGGAACCAGUUGGGAGUUUCUUCACUGAAGAAUAUCUUUCUAGCCCUCAGCCACUACAAAUGACAGAAGUGAUCCUGAAUUAUUCACUCCCUUUUGCUCCUCUUUUCUCCUACUGGCACGUUUUUCCUUACUUUGUUUAAAAAGGAAGAGGGGAAAAAUACACCAAAUGACCAGGAUCCCAUGAAGCACAGCCUAAAGUGUGAUACGGAAAUGGGAAAAGUUUGCCAGAGAAUGAUUUCAAAGACAAUUCAGAAUCACUGGAGCAGGAAUGCUUUUAGGCAAUGAUAAAAGAUUAAAUGGACACAUGAUAUUCUUCACAGUAGCAGGGGAAAGUUCAAGAAUACAGACUUGAAUUGUAACGUGUAUUCCUUCUAGGGUCUUGUAUGUUAACUAUCUCAUCUGGAAAUAACAAACAUAUUUGGUUUUAAGCCUGAAACUGUCUGCAUCAUCCCUAAGUUACAUUGAAAGCAAACUUGGAGGAUGCAUAUUUUGAUAUGCUUUAACAGCUAAUAGAUUUUUAUGGCUAUAGUGGAGUCAGUUAUUUUGACAGAUGCAUGUUUUUUAAAAUAGGUGCAAUAUACAUUUGAAAAUAUUAAUAAUUGGAAUCAUGUUUAAAUCACGAGCAAAAAAAAAAAAAUCCUGAAAAUGUUGGGGUUUAAUUAGCUCUGUUAAAUACCCACAGAAGCCGAAAUCAGUUAUCAGGUCUUAUAUUUUAUCUCGUUCCUCUAAUACAGUGCUGUCCAACAGAAAUAUGACAUGGGCCACAAAUGUGAGCCACAUAUGUAAAUUUUAAAUCUCCUUGUAGCCCCAAUAGAAAAAGUAAAAAUA
Galeopterus variegatus (Sunda flying lemur) is the source of this 1647-nucleotide messenger RNA. It is a transcript of the gene MARCHF1, whose product is annotated as membrane-associated ring finger (C3HC4) 1, E3 ubiquitin protein ligase. Gene Ontology annotation, cellular component: late endosome membrane; cytoplasm; lysosome. The coding region runs from base 1 to 819 and encodes 272 amino acids. Gene Ontology annotation, molecular function: ubiquitin protein ligase activity; MHC protein binding; zinc ion binding. NCBI's taxonomy places the organism in Eukaryota, Metazoa, Chordata, Mammalia, Dermoptera, Cynocephalidae. The record is from RefSeq and is a predicted model, not a curated record. The transcript is spliced from 4 exons. Gene Ontology annotation, biological process: protein polyubiquitination; immune response; antigen processing and presentation of peptide antigen via MHC class II.